AUAUCAUUUCAUCAUUGCUUAUGAAAGCGAGUGAGCGACGCGUGGGACUGGGAGAGAACACAAAUUAGAAAAGAGAUACAAGGAAACAUGACCCUCGUCCACGCAAUCCACUCUUGUUCUCAAAAUAUGAAAAACUACCCUGCGAUGCUUUUGAGCACGAGUAGGAGCGCUCGGAUUCGAGCUUCUGCUUUGUGCGCGCUAGAAGAAAGCAGACCGACGCCUUCGUCACCGAGCUGUCGCUGGAGACCGACUGUAGGACUGAGACUGCACAAAAAUGGGAUCAUCAGCUCGGCGAAUCAUGCACCUCAUCAACAAUCACUGCAGCACGCUGGUGCAUCUCCACUGAGCGCAACGCUCUUGCGGCAAUACGACAACUUUAACUUCUCUCCUCCAACAUCUUCUGUGCGCGCCUUUAGUACUCGGAGCAUACACGGACGGAUGUUUUGGAGGCGACGACCUAGAGACGUCCCUGUCCGGAAGUGGAAUUGGAUUAUGGCUUCCCCCAAUCCAUCCCUUCUUCUAUAGGGAUCGAUUCCUCAAAGGCAGUAUGCGCCCCAAUAGAUACAAGGGAGAUAGCUGAGGACGCAUAUGCUUGAGGGAUUUCCACAGGGAUGAAUAGGGGAGAGCUCUAAUUGGAGAAGUAAAUGGCUUGAAGGUCGCCCUCACACGAAGGGGAUUUUUAUGGUGAGGUUCCUUUGAAUAUGGUUGCAUCUCUCUUCUGGAUUCUUAAGUUUAACUUCACCAGACACAAGUAGAAUAUCCUCUCAAGUUGGGAAAAAGAUAAUCAUGUUGGAGCAUACCCCGAUGUAUACUAGCCUUUUUGUUUCAUCUUCUAAUCUUCGUACGAAAGUGCCAAUUAUAGAAUCACCCAGAUAAACUUUUUAUCCUCUAACGUCCGUACCAAAGUGACGAUAAAAUCGCCAAAGAAACCGAAUAGUGGCAACCGUAAAGUUGCUCGAGUCCGGUUAGCAUGCGGUCGUACGGUUUGGUGCUAUAUUCCUGGUAUAGGCCACAAUCUGCAAACUCACAGUGUGGUCCUAGUGCGUGGCCGGCGAACGCCUGAUCUUGUAGGCGUAAACUACAAGCUUGUGAGGGGAAAGUUUGAUUUGGUAAAUGUUUAGUUACUUUUCGAUUUCGAAUUUGCGCUCCAAUAGGAGGUACUUAUUUACUGGGUGACCUCACAGGUAGACAUGCACAGCUACAAACGAGGUUCCAUGACAUGACAUGACACAUGCUAUCUGUUGUAAGGACCCAGCUUCACUGUCAAUUCUUGUCUUCCCAAACUCCAGCUCCCCGUCAAAGACAAGAAACGCGCUCGUUCGAAGUAUGGUGUGAAGAGACCGAUGCUCACGAAGAGGUUCGUGAAUGAUCCCAAACUGCCUUGGCGAAGGGUUUACACAGACGAAAUGCGCGAGCGAUACUUCUAUCUUAUGAUGAAGACAAGGAGAACUACAACUGAACCUGAAGAUUUGAGAAAGUAGAGCAAUGGAAUGAGUAGAGUGUAUGUUGAGAACGUAUAUUCUAUGUUCACACGGAGUAGAAAAGCAGUCCAUCCAUGUGUAAAAGCAGUACUUUUGUCGCUUACUAAUUUCAAUUUGUAGUUUCUUUCCGACGCCUGACGUGAUCUGACCUUCCUCCCCAGACACUGCCACAUUUUCAUAUACCGAACCGGCGUCAAGAUCGAGGCUGGAGAGCCGGUUCCUUAUAUUCCGGUACACAGGAAAUUUCCGCCGUUUCCGAUUCGAGGCUUUGGUCGUAAGAAGGCGAAGGCUUGAACUGCAGUUUGAUGAUGUGUGUCGAAUAUGCUGUGGCUCGCCCUCGCACUGCUCCUCUCGGAAUGAAUGUAUCUAGACCACUGUUUAUUUUGUAGAACAGACUUGCUACUCAAUUCAAGUAAGUACAUCAACAGGGAAUGUAUGACAGCUGUGAUCGUCGAUGCCUUCCGCUACCUGUGCUGC
Amoebophrya sp. A25 is the source of this 1958-nucleotide messenger RNA. The record is from the annotation of a GenBank genome assembly. Lineage: Eukaryota; Dinophyceae; Syndiniales; Amoebophryaceae.